GGAUAUACAAUUCAAUGAAGGUUCUUGGAUAAGGUCUACUGAUUCUCAAGAAAGAAUCGACUAUGUACCUUCUUUAUUAGAAAAGAAUCUUACGUUUGCUCUGCUAUUAAUGAAAAUACUAAAUGAAUAUUUCAUUAAUUUCUUUUUAUUCUCUAUUUAUAUAUUAAAGACGAACAAAGAAAAUGAAGGACCAUCAACUACCAAACAUAGGCAAAUCUAUGAGCGGACUCCACCUCCACGAAGCAAGGCAAAGUCUUUUGACGACUAUGUAGACGGAAGAAAAGUAAAUGAAGAGAGUGUCAACAGUUUUGAAUCAAAUAAGAGUAGAAAUUUUGAUCAUAGGAUCGGAAAUUAUGAACGUCAUUUUGACGAGAAUGAAUCCCCUCAGGCCUGGAAGAUUGUCCGCUGUGGUUACAAAAUUGCACGUUCUAAAUGGUGCAGUGUUGAGGAAUAUGAAGAAAUCAAACAAUACACAAAACGACUCAAUAUUUUUGAUCCACCAGAGCUUGUUUCUAGACUUUUAAAACUAAAAUCGUUCGAAUCUUUGGGUAAAUAUAUAAAAGAAAUACAAAUUUCUGAAAAACUUAAUAAUGAUCAAUGA
Messenger RNA from Scutellospora calospora, 601 nucleotides. The record is from the annotation of a GenBank genome assembly. Lineage: Eukaryota; Fungi; Glomeromycota; Glomeromycetes; Diversisporales; Gigasporaceae.